Molecule: messenger RNA, 1914 nt
Organism: Pochonia chlamydosporia 170
Lineage: Eukaryota; Fungi; Ascomycota; Sordariomycetes; Hypocreales; Clavicipitaceae
Product: Acyl-CoA dehydrogenase
Exons: 4
Coding region: 1-1914 (637 amino acids)
Molecular function (GO): oxidoreductase activity, acting on the CH-CH group of donors
Source: RefSeq, a predicted model, not a curated record
AUGACUUCGAUUAACGCGGCGCCGGCCACAGCCGAAUCUGGCUUUAUUUUCUCUAUGCCAAAGGCAGAAAACCAAUUCACAUCGGACAUAUUCUUUCGACGUCUCCUUGCCUGGUACCUGCCAGGACAUAUUUUGGCUGAGGUAGAGCCCGAGCUUAGGGAUUUUGCCGCAGAGGCCGCAUCCGAAAAGGUCAAGGAGUGGAUGGUCAAUGCAGAAAGGGAGCCACCAUAUGUCAAGUCAUACAAUGUCUGGGGUGCCAAACAUGAUGUGGAUAGACUCGUCACCAGUGAAGGCUGGAAGCGACUACGAGCAUGGGGAGCGGCCAAUGGCGCUGUGGCAAUUGGCUAUGAAGACAAGUUUGGCGAGUAUAAACGUAUUGUUCAACACGCCAAGAAUUAUUUCUUCACCCCAGUGUCCGCCGUUACUUCUUGUCCUCUAUCUAUGAGUGAUGGAGCGGCACAUUUGCUGCUCGAAAUUUUACCGGGUCUUCCGUCAUCCCAUCCAUUUCACGAAGUGUACCACCGUCUCACAUCUCGCAAAGAUUGCUUGACAUCAGGACAGUGGAUGACAGAACGACCUGGGGGCAGUGAUGUACAAAACACUGAGACUUGGGCGGUGUAUUCGCCACUUCCAAACAAGACCGGGCCACAUGGUACGCUAGGAGAGGGCGACUACCUGGUGUCUGGAUUCAAGUUUUUUUCUUCUGCAACGGAUGCCGAUAUUGCAAUUCUGUUGGCAAAAACAAGCAGCGGCAAACUCAGUGCCUUCUUGGCACCACUCACACGAACAGGCAUAGACCAAAGAGGCGGAGAGAAGAUAGUCACGAAUGGCAUUCGCAUCCAUCGCCUUAAAAAUAAGUUAGGUACGAAGCAGUUGCCAACUGCUGAGCUUGAGCUCAAAAACGUUCGUGCUCAUCUGGUCGGGGAGUUGGACCGAGGUGUUGGCACCAUCUCCCAUAUUUUAAACGUCACUCGCGCCUGGGCUUUCGUCGGAUCUUUGGCGGGCAUGCGGCGAUGUAUGACCAUUGCAAAAUCUUUUUCCAAAGCCCGCACUGUUUUUGGGUAUCCCCUAUGGAUUCUGCCCUUGCACCUCCGAACACUGGCUGGCCUGGAGACUAAAAUUCGCGGCUUGCUGCAUCUAGGCUUUUACACCAUUGCCCUGACAAGCUUCACUGAAAGUUCCUUCCCGGAUAUCCCCAAAGACACCUCGUAUGCGCCACUUCCGCGGUCUCAAGAAGAUGCCAAGGUGAUCCUCCGGACCCUUACUGCGGUGACAAAAGCCGUGGCCAGUAAAACAGCUGUCGCAUCCAUCCAGGAAUGCAUGGAAGCCCUGGGAGGUGUGGGAUACAUGGAUGAAGUGGAAGAGCCGGAGAACAUGGCUCGGGCUUUUCGUGAUGUCAGCGUCAACACCAUCUGGGAGGGUACCACAAAUGUGCUCAGCAGUGAGGUUGUACGCCAUCUACUGAACAAAAACCAUCUUCAAGUUUUCAACAAAUGGUUAGGUGUAGCAAUUGACGGGGUGGAAAUUGUCGAACUUCGCAGGGUUCUUCAAAACGCUUGGGGGGCUUUGCAUGACCACCUGGACAAGUAUCGCGGGUACUUGUUUGACGCCCUGGCAAACGGUAGAACCAUCAUGUUCACUAUAGCGUGGAUCGUUAGUGGAACAAUACUUGGCCUUGAUGCGAGUCGUGAUCACGAUCCGGUAGCCAUCGAAGUCGCUAAUCGCUGGAUUUUUGAUCAGGAAGGCAUCCCCCGUGAAUAUAUACUGGCUGAGAUGGAUGAAGUAGCACAUAGAAGACCAUCGCAAAAAGGGAACGAACGGGCUGCAUGGGAUUGUAGGUUGGUUUGGGGAGUCGAUCUGCCAGACUUUGCGACAUUUGGUCAACGUCCACCCCUUCAGCAAUCAAAAAUUUGA